This is a messenger RNA of Anopheles marshallii, 1161 nucleotides long. RefSeq lists its product as uncharacterized. The coding region runs from base 1 to 1161 and encodes 386 amino acids. Lineage: Eukaryota; Metazoa; Arthropoda; Insecta; Diptera; Culicidae. The record is from RefSeq and is a predicted model, not a curated record. The transcript is spliced from 3 exons.
AUGAUCAAUCGACGAAAACCGUUCACAACUGCAGUGAUAAGUGCGCUGUUCCUGCUAAUAGCCAGUAACGUUGAACUCUGCUCCGGCCAUGGACGUUUGAUAGAGCCACCAAGCCGUGCGUCUGCCUGGCGUUACGGCUUUUCGACGCCACCAAACUACAAUGAUCACGAACUGUACUGCGGUGGCUUCAACAGGCAGUGGCAAAAGAACGAAGGCAAAUGUGGCGAGUGUGGUGACCCGUUCGAUGCUCCACUGCCGAGACCUCACGAGUUUGGCGGCAAAUGGGGCCAGGGUGUGAUAGUGCGUAGAUACAAACCCGGCUCCACCAUCACGUUGCGAGUCGAGCUGACAGCAAGCCAUAUGGGUUACUUCGAGUUCCGCAUCUGCGACAAUGUGCAAGCGAAGCAAGACUGUCUCGAUAAGCAUCUGAUGAGGAUCGUCAGCGGAACGCCGAGCAUUCCGCAUCCAAACGAUCUGAAGACUAGAUUCUAUCCUCGCAACGGUAGCCGUAUCUACGACAUGAAGGCAGAACUUCCAACAGAUUUAAACUGCAGCAACUGCGUGGUGCAGUGGAAGUACGUCGCCGGCAACAACUGGGGCAUCUGUCCGGAUGGUAACGGUGCGGUUGGUUGUGGUCCGCAGGAAGAAUUCCGUGCCUGUGCGGAUGUCACCGUCAGCGAAAAGGAGGGCCAGGACAACCGUACCCCGCUCCGGCCGGGACAGAAACCGACACCGACCCGUACACCCGACUCCAGCACGGAACCGUCCGAGGGCGAGGAACCGAUCGAGGAACCGCCGAAGGGUGUCAAGUAUAUGGGCCCACUGGUGGCGAUUAUGUCGCUUUUUCUGGUCCUAUGUGGAUUUGCUGCACUUUAUAUUUAUCACUAUCAUGGGGGGCGGAUAAAGGCACUGAUGCGCUGGAACCGGGAAAAGACACAGAAGAGUGGCCACGGCACGGAACAGGCCAGCGGGAAUGUUGUCCCGCCAACGCACCAAACCGAUGUGGAAGCGAACGCACCGGUACCGCCACCGAGGAUGAAGCGAAUUUCCAGCCAGAUCCGCGACAUCGAUGCCCAGGAGUCGAGCGUGCUGUCCGGUAGCACCAAGCGACAGUCCCCACUAGAUAUGAACGUGAGCCGGAAACCGAGCGGGACGGACUGA